Molecule: messenger RNA, 1297 nt
Organism: Physeter macrocephalus (sperm whale)
Lineage: Eukaryota; Metazoa; Chordata; Mammalia; Artiodactyla; Physeteridae
Gene: IFT43
Product: intraflagellar transport 43
Exons: 10
Coding region: 359-979 (206 amino acids)
Biological process (GO): intraciliary retrograde transport
Cellular component (GO): intraciliary transport particle A; cilium
Source: RefSeq, a predicted model, not a curated record
AUUGCAAAGAGCUUUACAAAUGGAAGACAUCAGAAAAAUUACUACUGUUACUAGUAGUGCUUUGCACUUGACAACUUAUGUAUUUGAACAGAGCUACAGAUAUAGGCAGUUUCUAAAGACUAAAAUUUUUCACUGUCCCACAGGAGCACCCUUAUCAGGAUUUAAUAUCUGGAGACUUUUUUCCAGAUGUCAAAAAAGGCAGGUUUAGGAUAGGUUUGGUUUAAAUUGGAGGUUGGCACAUAGACUCCGGGAACGAUGCGGCGGACCCUUUAAGUAUUGGGAUGGAAGGGCGGAGCCGUCGUCAGGGACGCGACUGGGCCGCUGGGUUUCCAGGAAGUGACGUCAGGCGGCCGCAGAGAUGGAGGACGUGCUGGACCUAGGCGAGGAGCGGCGUCGCGGCUCGGCCAUCUCCGGAGCCAAGAUGGGGCGCCGAGCUCAACAGGAGUCAGCUCAAGCCGAGAAUCAUCUCACUGGCAAGAAUUCCUCUUCGACUCUGUCUGCAGAGGCUCCCCCUCCCAAGCCACCCCGCCGGCAAGGAGGCUGGGCAGAUGACUCCAUGAAGGCUUCCAAGUCAGGAAGGAGGGCUUCUGAAGAAAUAGAAGAUCACCGCCUCAGACAGCAGAGCCUGGAUGGAUCAGAUGAUGGAGGAGAUAUUCCUGUUAUUCCAGACCUGGAAGAAGUACAGGAGGAAGACUUUGUUUUGCAGGUGGCGGCCCCUCCCAGCAUCCAGGUCAACCGGGUGAUGACCUACCGUGACCUGGACAAUGACCUCAUGAAGUACGCAGCCUUUCAGACCUUGGAUGGAGAGAUCGACUUGAAGCUCCUCACCAAAGUCCUGGCGCCGGAGCAUGAGAUUCGAGAGACACCUUUAUGUUCCAGCCAGCGUUGUCGCCCACCCAAGUCUUCAGGGGGCCUCCCAAGAAGAUGGCCCAAGAGGGAUGAUAGAAUGGACGAGCUUCGACAGCAUUUUGAUGAUUAAACCAUAUACCAUACGUCAAGCGUCCGGCACAAAGCAAGCACUCGACGGCGAUUACUUCUGAUCACACUGGGUGGACAGGCAACAUUCCCCCUGAUGGCAAGUCGUGGGCAUUAGGCACUGACGGCGCCUACGUGGGCAUCUAACCCAAGGUCGUGAGCUGGAGGCCCACGGACUGACUUCAACCCACAGGACAUGAUUGAUUUGGCCACAACACAUACUUUUUUUUUUUGAUUGAAGUAGAGUUGAUUUACAGUGUUGUGCCGAUCUCUGCUGUGCAGCAAAGUGACUCAGUUUUAUACAUAUAUACACAUUCUUUUU